Toxoplasma gondii ME49 is the source of this 6748-nucleotide messenger RNA. Its product is annotated as glycosyl hydrolase, family 31 protein. Gene Ontology annotation, biological process: N-glycan processing; carbohydrate metabolic process. The record is from RefSeq and is a predicted model, not a curated record. The transcript has 16 exons. The coding region runs from base 1097 to 5947 and encodes 1616 amino acids. Gene Ontology annotation, molecular function: alpha-glucosidase activity. Lineage: Eukaryota; Apicomplexa; Conoidasida; Eucoccidiorida; Sarcocystidae.
CUCGGGGAUGUACCUCGCAUUUUGUCCUGCCCGCGCAUUCUCCUGGGCAACUUCCUGUCGCUCGGCUUGCGCCUGCCGCGUGUGCACUUUCGCUUGUUAGGUGCCGUUUUCCAGAGUUCUGUGCAGUCACCCAGUGGCGGCAGGUGCCCACCUGCCGUGAUCGGGACCGGGGCAGCGCUUUCUGGCCUUUUCUCUUGCAGGGAAAUCCUUUCUUGUUGCCUUUCCGCCGACUUCCACCCUCUGUUUCGACCUGCAGUCGCGCGCUUCCUCGCCACCGACCCGCUGUUCAUGCUUUUACCCGCGUCGUUCCCCGCCCCCCGCGGUCACGAGACUCUCUAGCGAGCCACUGCGGUUGGAGCUCGCGAGCCUCGUCGCUAUCGCGUCAGCCACCGGGGCGUUUUUUGUCGCGGCCUUUCAGAUUCUUCGCUUUCCAGAGGGGCAGCGAGCAGAAGCGUCCACGGUUCUCGACUGGGGUUCGACAGACUCCGCUUUCCAAGCUUUUCUGCUUCUUUGGCGCAGCCUUCCCAGCCGCCUUCCCGUUCCUUUUCCUCUCCCUGAGCAAGCUGUUCAGCACCGCAAGUCUCUGGAAACUCUGAGCAACUGCAGAAGGCGCUGAACGAGGCGGCACAGAUUUUCUGCCGGCGUUUUCCAGGCACCUCGAGGAGGGACUCGCAGCGUCUCGGUUCGCGAGCGUUCUGGAGAAAAUGGGUCGAGGCUAACAAAUACGGAGCAAAGAACCACCAUUUCGAGGGUAGGACGGCCGGCGUCGGACACGAACGCGCCGAGGACGCAGCGACGCCAGACGAGCGACAGAGCGGCACCGCACCAGGCGCUGAGCUUUGCUUCGGAGCUGUUCCAGUCCUUUUCUCCUGCUCGGCCUUCCCAUGCGGUCAAGACCUGGGUGGAGGUAACUUGUGGAACAGUUCCGCUGUCUCCUCUGCAGACGCCCUUCUCCGACUCGAGCCAAGAACGCCGCCUCUCUCGCGCGGUCCUUGGCUGUCGGCAAACUUUGCUCCUGAAGCCGCAACUCUCCACGGCCUCAUCGUUGCGCGACACUCGACGCCUGGUCGCACAGGCCGCUUCCCUGGACGUCAAGAUGGCGAGGACGUCGCGCGUCUGGGCGCCUGCGUUUGCACUGAGAUGCGCGUCAGAGGGCGCUGAGAAGGCGGACCCAGAGCGGCAUGGCGAGAAGUUCUUCUCUGCUGAGUGGCUUCUCACUUGGAUUUCGUCGUGGUUUCUCUUUUCUUUCUGCGCGCCGACGUCGCCCGCGGCCGCGCCCGUGCAGGCCCCGCGCGCGGGGGUGUCUCCUCGUCGAGGCCGGGCAUUCACCACCUGGCGAGUUCUUUGUUUCGGACUUUCCUGGCUGGUCGUUCUGCUGCUUCUGUCGCCGUCUGCGCCGUGUCCACCUCCGGCGUUCUCCUCACUUCUUGUGCUUUUCUCGCCGUCCUUUCGAUGGCUGGAUCCCCCGCCAGUCUCCGACUCGCUCGCCGGCUUCAGGGACCCUGCGCGAUUUCUCUGGGAGGACGCGCCAGCCGCCGCAGAGGAGGACGCGAUGCACGGAGGUUUUCGAGAGGCCGGCAGACGCGGUUGGCGCGCCAGGAUCCAGCGCAGAGGCGAACCUGCGUUCGCGGCUGUCGCCUUCGCGCCGCACAAGAGACGCGCGCCUGCAGCGUCUCUCCAGUGCUUUCAGGGCGCAGAGGAGAGAGGGCCGCCGGCGUCGUGGAAGAGCUUGACUUUCUCGUUUCUGCCGCGCGCGACCUUCUCGGUGGCCAUAGAGCGAGACAAGUUCAAACUCAGCUGCACGCAGGCCUCCUUCUGUCACCGCUACCUGCACUGGGUGGACUUGAUCGCGAAGAAGCUCCCGCGAGCUUCGGCCUCUGCGCCGCCGCUCUACUCCGUCGACGUGAGGAGUCUUCCGUCGCGCGGUGCCGCGAGGAACGCGGAAGAGAAGACAAACAACGGACAGGGCCAGAGCCAAGAAGAGGAGCGAGACGGAGCAGACAGUGGAAGUCGAGGGGAUGAGGAGCGCAGCCACGAGGAGCGCAGCGGCGACAGUGUGCCGACGUCCUUUGUUGGCGAGAAGGUGGAGGUGAAGGAGAAGAAGAAGGAGAAGAAGGAGAAGAAGGAGAAGAAGGAGAAGGAGAAGGAGGACGAGAAGACGAAGGAGAAGAAACACGGGUCGAAGAAGGGAGGGACGGAGAAGAAGAAGCGAACUGGCAUCUCUCGAUCUCCGGCGACAGUUGUGGCGUUUGACGUCGUUCGCGGGAGCGACGGAUUGCGCUUGGAGGCGCGUCUCGCGGUGUUUGUCGACGGCAUCGUUCGUCUGAAGAUGCGGGAGAAGCUGAAUGCUCAGCAGCUGCAGCGCGAGAAGGAGAAGACAGAGGGCAUGCGCGCGGAGGCGCCGAACGAACCGCAAGACGUCCACGCAAAUGUCUUUCGCCUCGAUGAGCGUUUUCGCCGCUAUGAGGGCUACGUCGCAGACGUUUUGCAUCUCGAGGAAGACCCGGCAGAGGGGACAGAGGACGAAGCGAAGGUGACUUUCUCGACAAACGCGACGGUCGUGGAGUUCGUGGCGCGGCCGCCCAUGUCUGGCGGACACCGCGGAGAGUUUCCUCGCUUCUUCCCUGCCAAGAUGCGCGCGGCAGAGGCCUCAUGUCCGCCGACGCCGACCGUCUCGGAGACGUCACCCGAGAAGGCGUCGUCCGAGAAGGCGUCGGAGCCGGAGCCGCGACCUGCGGCGGCGCUGAAGACUUUGGAGGCGCGGCAGAGCGCGCGCGCCUUCGCCUGGCACCUCGACGGAGAGAGGCUGCUUGUGCGCGUCGUGCUGCAACACUCGCCUUUCGCACUGCGGGUGUACCUCCACAACAAACUCACGCAAGAGAUCAACGAGAAGCAGCUGCUGAACUGGGAGGCGUUCUUGCCUGUGAACAGCAAGAAGCGCGGAGCAGCCGAGGCCGAGGGACGACAACAGGUCGAGGAGCGCAUGCACAUGGACGCAGGCGACGCGGUCCCGAAUGCGCUUGCAAAUACGCGUUCGCAGGUCCCGGAGGAGCUGCAGGCGGCGGAGGCCGCGAGAGUUGCCGAGGCUGCGACAGGAGCGGGCGUCGACCUUCGCGAGAAGAUCAAAGGCUUGCGCGGACUCGAGUGGAGCGUGGGCGAGGUGCUCGGCGAGAACGUCGACGAAGAACGCGAAGUCGUGAACGACAUCAUCAUGCCGCUGUUCCACGCAGGAGCCAUCCACGACGCCGUCGACCUGUACAGACAGGGCGCGAUGGAGGAGGCCUUCGACCGGUUUCUCGACAGCAAACCUUUCGGACCGACGGCGAUAGGCGUCGAUGUAACGUUCUGGGGUGCGAGCCAGGUGUACGGCCUCUUCGAGCACGCUGCGCCAUUUCCGCUGAAAAGCUACACUGAGCCGUACAGGCUGUACAACUUGGACGUAUUCAACUACGAGCUCGACAGUCCGUUUAGCAUGUACGCAAGCAUUCCGUUCCUCAUGGCGAUCCACGCGCCUGCGGCCAGCAAGGAGGUCGGUUUGCGACGGGGAUCGACAAGUCGCUUUUUCGAGGAACCGGAAAACGUUCCGCAGCGUCGCGGGAGCUGCGGCGGCGCGGCGUUCGCGUCUCGAGAGGAGGAACUCCGCACAAAGUCGCCGUUGGUAACGGGAUUUCUCUUUCUCAACCCCACAGAAUUGUGGGUCAAGCUGAGGUACGACCAAGGCGGCGAAGACCUCCCAGAAACCUUCGCCGGAUUGAAUGAGGAGGAAGACGAAGACGGCUCCGACUCGGUCUCGAAGCGGCAAAAGAGAUCUCGACAAAGGAAAUAUCAGUCGUUCGCGUCGAUGGAGUCGAUGGAUUGGGAGGCAUUUCAACAGAAAAGAAAGAAGACCAAGUACGAGGCUCUCAGAACAUGGUGGACGGCGGAGGGCGGAAUCUUCGACGCCAUCAUGUUUCUCGGACCGACGCCGCAAGAUGUGCAUCGUCAAUAUCACAUUGCCACAGGCAUGCCAGCGAUGGCUCCUCUGUUUGCUCUCGGGAAGCAUCAGUGCCGGUGGAACUACAACGAUCAGGAAGACGUCUUGACCGUCGACCGCGGCUUCGACGAGCACAACAUCCCCUACGACGUGAUGUGGAUCGACAUCGAACACACGCUGGAAAAACGAUACUUCACCUGGGAUCCCAAAACGUUCCCAGAGCCUCAGAAGAUGAUUGAGUCGAUCGCCUCCAAGGACCGCAAAGUGGUGGCUAUCGUCGAUCCUCACCUCAAGGCUGUCGCAGACUACUACGUGUAUCGCGAGGCGUUGGAAGGGAGUAUGCUCGUCCGAAAUCCUUCAGGAGGUAUCUUCCACGGCCACUGCUGGUCUGGCGACUCGGCCUACGCAGACUUCCUCAGCCCCAGGACUCGCGAGUGGUGGCGGGGGUUGUACAGCUACGAUCGAUACAAGUUUUCAACUCCCGAUCUCUGGGUCUGGAACGACAUGAACGAACCGUCGGUCUUCAGUGGACCUGAGCUGUCAAUGCCGAAGGACCUUCUUCACAUGGGUGGACUGUUGGAGCACAGAGAAAUUCAUAAUCUGUAUGGGCACUACCACCACCGCAGUACAUACGAAGGACUGAUGCGCAGAGGCGAAGGAAAUCAGAGACCGUUUCUCCUCACCCGGUCGCUUUUCGUUGGGUCCCACCGCUUCGGUUUCGUGUGGACGGGAGACAACCGCGCAGAGUGGACGCACUUGGCGGCGUCGAUUCCGAUGAUUCUCAGCGCGGCCGUCUGCGGCGUGUCGGCAAUCGGUGCGGACGUGGACGGAUUUUUCGCGGAUACGUCUGAAGAGCUUCACAUUCGCUGGCAGCAAGCCGGGAUCUUUUACCCUUUUUAUCGCUCGCAUGCUCACAUGGACACCAAGAGACGCGAGCCUUGGCUGUUCAGCAAACGGUCGCUGGACGUCGUUCGAGAAGCAGUCCUCGUUCGAUACAGACUUCUGCCUUACUGGUACACGCUGUUUGCAGAAUACGCGCUCACAGGAGACCCUAUCGUGCGGCCUCUGUGGUGGCUUGACGCCCUCUCGCCGCAUUUCCAGGAAGAGCAGCAGGCCUUCUUGGUGGGCUCCGACUUCCUCGUUCGCCCGAUUGUUCGACCGAUGGACGACGACCAAGUGAAUGGCUUCGAACUCGACAUCGCGUUGCCGCGCGACGACAACAACGUUUGGAUCGACUACUUUUCUGGUCUGCCGUUCUUCCCGACGUUGAGCGACGAACCGUGGGUGAAGUACGGAGUGACGCUGCGGAACAUUCCAGUGUUCGUGCGUGGAGGGACGAUUCUCCUCACCAAAGAACGAGUGAAGCGUUCCUCAACCAAUAUGUUCCACUCCCCCUACACGGUCCACAUUUAUCCGUCCGCAGCGGCGGAAGGCGCCCCGGGCGGUGGGGUCGCGACCGGUCGUGUGUAUGUUGAUGACUACAACAGCUUCGAGUAUCUGAGGGGGAAGUUUGUGUACGAAGGCUUCGCGUAUUAUCCGAAGGCUCGCGACAACGAAGCGCGGGAUGCACGGACAAAGGACGAAGACGCAGAGAGCACGUGGAUUCUGCGGUCCGAAGCGCUGCCUCUCGAAAUCCUCGACUCGAACGAUGAGCCUCUCACCGGAUACCUCAGCGACUUCCCCCACAGAGAAAUCGAGAGAAUCGUCUUGUGGGCAGUGGAGUCUCCGCCGACGCGCGUCGUCGUCAGGCGCGAGAGUCCUCUGCGUGUCGAGGAGGCGCCCGACAAGCUGGCCGAGGAAGAAGUCGAGGGAGAGAAAGAAGAAGAACUUUUCUUCUCUUCGGAGGAAAUUGUCGCGCCGCACCACGAGACGCAGACCCAACUCCUGGGUGGAAAAACGUUUUUCCGAGUCGACGUCAAGUUGCCGAAAAUCGACGUCGGAAAGAACGACUGGCAGGUUCUCUUCCACUUCUGAGUUCGCAGGUCUCGCGGGAGGAUUCGAGGAGCGCGGAAAGUUCGACUCGUCGGAGAGGGAGAACCUUUCGCUGAAGAGAGGCCAGUCGGAGUCCGAGAGACCAAGUGGUGAAGGAUGGAGAAGCUCCUGCGAAAAACUUGCCCGUGCACGCGUUAGGCCUUCACGGAGUCGUUGUCGCUGCUGGGUCCAGUUUUCCUUCCCCACACCUCUUUGUCGCUGAACGUCAGUUCCGCAACAAGUCCUUCGUUUUGCGUUCAGCGACUGCUUCCAAAGAGCCAUUGCGCAUUCGCCUUGUAUUUACUCGCGUCAUGUGUAUGUCUGUGUGCUGCCGUUCGCGAGUCCUCACCUGGGCAGUGUCGGGGAACGAAUCCGACAAAGGCAGGUCGUCCGUUUCGCGUUCAGCCAACAUGCGUUCAAAAGGUUCCAAGGCGAGACUCUCACAUGGAAGUUUUUUCCGAACGCCUGCCCAUGGCCUUGGGUCGGCGCCUGCCGUGGUGGCGUUUUGCGAGACGGGGGAGGAACCGCGGCGCGUCUUUUCCUGCUUCUCCGAGAGAGCGUCGACCACAGUCCGAUGGCUCGGGAGACGGGAGCCAGCUGGCCGAAGCAGAAAACAACAAAGAUAGAGAGGUUCCGGCCUUCUCCGCUGCCUCGACAAGUGACUCAGAGGAGGACUGCCAGCUCCCCGCAUCCGUUUAGAGGGAGGACAAAGAGGAACUAGGAGAAACAGAAAAAGAUAGACGGAGAAACAAGCAACGCGGCAAAAUGUGGAACAAGUCGACGCAACGCUGCAAGAGGGACGAA